This is a messenger RNA of Pediculus humanus corporis (human body louse), 1392 nucleotides long. RefSeq lists its product as uncharacterized. Bases 1 to 1392 code for a protein of 463 amino acids. Lineage: Eukaryota; Metazoa; Arthropoda; Insecta; Psocodea; Pediculidae. The transcript has 3 exons. Gene Ontology annotation, biological process: tRNA N1-guanine methylation; mitochondrial tRNA methylation. Gene Ontology annotation, cellular component: mitochondrial matrix; cytoplasm. The record is from RefSeq and is a predicted model, not a curated record.
AUGAAAGUAUUGGACAGAAGUGCAUUUAAAAAAACCAUUAAUGUUUAUUCUAUUGAAAUAAAACCAAAUCAAAUUAAUAAUUUAAAUAAGUGCUUGAAAAAUUAUUAUUUUAAAAAUCGACGUUGUAAAAUAACAGAAGAAAAAAUAAGUGACAAUGUAAAACUUUUUCUUAAUCCUGCCUUAAUAAAAAAUUUUGAUGACUUUAGUGAAAACACUAAAAUCGAACUUAAAAAUUUAGGAAUAACUAAAGAUAUGUUUAGCAAUGAAAUCAUAACUUUAGAUUAUGAUUAUUGGAAAUUAAACGAAGUAUUAAAAGCUAUAUUGCCUAAAGACGAGCCACCAUUAACAAGUUAUUCCAUUAUCGGCCAUAUCGUUCAUUUAAAUCUCAAAGACCAUUUAAUUGAUUACAAGUAUAUUAUUGCUGAAGUAUUGAAAGAUAAAGUUUCAGUUGCUAAAACUGUUGUUAAUAAAACAAACAAAAUUGAUAAUGUAUACAGAAAUUUUGAAAUGGAAGUUCUGUGUGGAGAACCAGAUUUUAUUGCCAGUGUUAUAGAAUAUGACACAAAAUUUGAAUUUGACUUUUCUAAAGUAUACUGGAAUCCCAGGCUUUCAACAGAACAUAAUAGAAUUGUUAAUUUAGUGAAUCAUGGAGAUGUUUUGUUUGAUGUAUUUGCUGGUGUCGGACCAUUUUCAAUCAGAGCAGCAAAAAAAAAUUGUUUAGUUCAUGCGAAUGAUUUAAAUCCGGAUUCUUUUAAAUGGUUAAAUCAUAAUAUUAAUUUAAAUAAAAAAGCCAAAGGCUGGAUAACUACUUACAAUAAAGAUGGAUCAGAUUUUAUACUAAAUGAUUUUAAAAGUAACAUGUUAAAAAUUUGGAGCGAUUCAAAUUUUCUCGGGCAAAUUCAUGUCGUCAUGAAUUUACCUGCCAAAGCUUUGAGUUUUUUAAAAUACUUCAAAGGGCUUUUCGAUGAACAGGAUUUAAAAGAAAUAAAAAAAGAUCAUUUAGAAAAACACCUUCCAAUAAUUUACUGUUAUUUUUUUGCAAAAAAAGAUGAAUCACUCGAUGAAAUUUUCAAAACACAUUUGGAAUAUAAAUUUGAUGAAAAUGAAUAUGAAUUUAAUUUUGUUAGAAAUGUUUCGAAUGGAAAAAAUAUGCACAGAGUGACAUUUCAAAUGCCACUAUCAAUAUUAAUGAUAGAUAAUUCUGAUAUAAGUGAACCUUUACCUAAAAGGAUUUCGAAAAGUCUUAAAGCGAAAACAAAAGCUAAAGAAUAUACUGGAAAUUUAAAAAAAAUUAAAGAAACACUUAACAAAAAUAUAAGUAAAAUUGAUAGUGAUUUUUUAAAAUUACAAAAUGAUAUAUCUAAAAAAAAGGAAAAGCCUGAUGAUAAAUAG